This is a messenger RNA of Grammomys surdaster, 4940 nucleotides long. It is a transcript of the gene Rpap1, whose product is annotated as RNA polymerase II associated protein 1. NCBI's taxonomy places the organism in Eukaryota, Metazoa, Chordata, Mammalia, Rodentia, Muridae. The coding region runs from base 418 to 4635 and encodes 1405 amino acids. The record is from RefSeq and is a predicted model, not a curated record. Gene Ontology annotation, cellular component: nucleus. Gene Ontology annotation, biological process: transcription by RNA polymerase II. The transcript has 26 exons.
GUCUGGUUACUUUGGCAUAACCUGCUUGGGAGUAUUUGCAAAGAAGUAGCUUGUGUUAUAUAGACCUCGGGUACAACCCUUCAUUUCAAUCCUCAGGAGCUGUCUCUUGGUUGCAAACGCGGGCGAUCCAGGAUGCUUAACUAGAGCCUUAGGCGCAGUCUCCGGACAGGUCGUGUGGCCGAUAGGCUGCGAUGUUUCCUGGAUUCCAGGUUGAAUUGAACCGCCUUAUCCUCCUACCUCCACUGCCCAAAUGCUUGGAUUAGGAUGUCUCAGCCUUGUGCAUUUUACAGUCUUGAAACUGAAUUUGGAAUAGCUUAAAUAAUUUGCCUAAUUUUACACUAGAGUGAAUGAGAGAGAUUCUCCUCACCAACAAAGCAGUACUAGAAGGAAUCACACACAGGCCACAGUUCCAGGGUCAUGAUGCUGUCCAGACCGAAACCUGGAGAGUCUGAGGUGGACCUCCUGCGCUUCCAGAGUCAGUUCCUUGAGGCUGGUGCCGCUCCAGCAGUACAGCUGGUGAGAGGGAGUAGGAGGCGUGAUGGUGCUCAUCCAGACCAGCCUCCACUGCAGGACCAUCGGGAUGUGGUGAUGCUGGACAAUCUCCCAGAUUUGCCCCCAGCUCUGCUUCCCGCUCCUGCCAAAAGAGCUAGACCGAGCCCUGGUCGUCCCCUGCCUCACGAUGAAGACCCUGAAGAGAGGCUGAAUCGGCAUGAUGAGCACAUCACGGCUGUCCUGUCUAAGAUUGUUGAACGAGAUACAAGUUCAGUUUCUGUGACUUUGCCUGUGCCCAGUGGUGUUGCUUUCCCCCCUGUGUUCCAUCGCUCUCAGGAGAGACAGGUGAAACCAGCAGCAUCUGGUAAAAGGAGCAUCUUUGCCCAAGAGAUUGCAGCAAGGAGGGUGUCAGAAAACCGGGUGUCAUCAGCUGAGCAAGUUGUCCCCAGCCUAGAUGCACCAGAGGGUGCUGUGCCCUGUGAGACACCCUUCUCUAGGGACAGAAGUGACCAGCUUCCUGGGAGGACCCAUGGCUUUCACAGACCAAAUCUAGUCACAGGAAAGGGGCUCAGGAGCCAGGCAGCUGAGCAGGAGGUCCAAACAAUCCAUGAAGAGAAUGUAGCAAGACUUCAAGCCAUGAAUCCUGAGGAGAUCCUGAAGGAGCAGCAGCAGUUACUGGCUCAACUUGACCCCAGCUUGGUUGCCUUCUUGAGAUCUCAUAGCCACACCCAGGAGCAAACAGGAACAAAGGCCACCAGGGAGCAGAGCCCAGAAAGACCCUCAGUUCCUGUCACUAAAGAAGAGCCUAUCGUGUCAACUUGUACCGGAGAGUCUGGGCUGAGGGACAAAGUGGAAGGCAUGGUAGAGGACAAGCUGGAGGACGAGCUACAGCCAAGAACCCCAGCGCUGAAACUGCCCAUGACCCCCAACAAAGAGUGGCUACAUAUGGACACUGUGGAGCUGGAGAAGCUCCACUGGACCCAGGACCUGCCCCCGCUCCGGCGGCAGCAGACACAGGAGAGAAUGCAGGCUCGAUUCAGCCUUCAGGGCGAGCUCCUGGCGCCUGACGUGGAUCUGCCCACGCAUCUGGGCCUGCACCACCAUGGAGAAGAGGCAGAGAGAGCAGGGUACUCUCUACAGGAGCUGUUCCACCUGACCCGUAGCCAGGUGUCGCAGCAGAGAACACUAGCAUUGCACGUGUUGUCCCAGAUCGUCGGUAGGGCCCAGGCUGGUGAGUUUGGGGACCGCCUGGUGGGCAGUGUCUUGCGCCUCCUCUUGGAUGCCGGUUUCCUCUUCCUGCUGCGCUUCUCCCUGGAUGACAGGGUGGACAGUGUCAUCGCAGCAGCUGUCCGGGCUCUUCGUGCUCUGCUAGUUGCUCCUGGAGAUGAGGAGCUCCUUGACAGCACCUUCUCUUGGUAUCAUGGAUCUUCGGUGUUCCCUCUGAUGCCCAGCCAGGACGAAAAAGAGGAUGAAGAUGAGGAUGAAGAACUCACGACAGAAAAGGUGAAGAGAAAGACCCCUGAGGAAGGAAGCCGCCCUCCACCUGACCUGGCCAGACACGACAUCAUCAAGGGGCUCCUGGCUACCAACCUGCUGCCUCGGCUCCGCUAUGUACUGGAGGUGACCUGCCCAGGACCCUCUGUGGUCCUUGACAUCCUGGCUGUGCUUAUCCGCCUGGCCCGGCAUUCCCUGGAGUCAGCCGUGAGGGUCUUGGAGUGUCCUCGGCUGAUGGAGACCAUAGUUCAAGAGUUCCUCCCUACCAGUUGGUCCCCUAUAGGGGUGGGGCCUACUCCCAGUCUAUAUAAAGUGCCUUGUGCUGCUGCCAUGAAACUGCUUAGAGUCCUGGCUUCAGCUGGGAGGAAUAUUGCUGCCAGACUGCUAAGCAGCUUUGACAUCAGGAGCCGCCUGUGCCGAUUCAUAGCUGAAGCACCACACGACCUGGCCUUGCCACCUGAGGAAGCAGAGAUCCUGACCACUGAGGCCUUCCGCCUGUGGGCUGUGGCUGCCUCCUAUGGCCAGGGUGGUGACCUUUACAGGGAGCUGUACCCAGUGCUCAUGCGGGCCUUGCAGACACUGCCUACAGAGCUCAGCACUCAUCCCUUACAGCCCCUGUCCAUGCAGCGGAUGGCCUCUCUGCUCACUCUGCUUACCCAGCUCACCUUGGCAGCUAGCAGCACACACCCUGAGCCCACCAGUGGCUCUGCGAAGUCCUGUGUGUCAGCCAUCCCUUCCUCCAUCACCUGGACACACAUAUCUGGACUCAAGCCACUGGUUGAGCCAUGUCUAAAGCAGACCCUAAAGCUUCUGCCCAGACCCGAUGUGUGGAAUGCCCUGGGCCCAGUGCCCAGUGCCUGCCUUCUGUUCUUGGGUGCUUACUAUCAGGCCUGGAGCCAGCAGUCAAGCUUGUGCCCAGAGGAUUGGCUUCAGGACAUGGAGUGCUUGGUGGAUGAGUUCUUGCUGCCACUGCUGAGCCAGCCUCCACUGGCCAGUCUGUGGGAUUCCUUAAGGGACUGCUCCCCGCUCUGCAAUCCGCUGUCCUGUGCUUCCACCCCUGAAGCUCUCCCCAGCCUUGUGUCACUGGGCUGUGCAGGAGGCUGUCCCCCUCGAAGUGUGGCUGGCUCAGCCUCACCCUUCCCAUUCCUCACUGCCCUCCUCUCUCUCGUUAACAUUCUGGUCCAGAUCCACAAAGGGCUUUGUGGACAGCUGGCUGCUGUGUUGACUGCCCCAGGACUCCAGAACUACUUUCUCCAGUGUGUGGCUCCUACGCCUGCCCCACAGCUCACACCCUUCUCUGCCUGGGCCCUGCGCCAUGAGUACCACCUACAGUACCUGGUGCUUUCCCUAGCCCAGAAAGCGGCAACAUUGCAGCCAGAGCCAACCGCCAGCACUGCCCUCCAUCAUGCUAUAGCCUUGGUCCUGCUGAGUCGGCUGCUGCCUGGAAGCGAAUACCUCGCCCAGGAGCUGCUGCUGAGCUGUGUGUUCCGUCUGGAAUUCCUGCCGGAAAAUGCUUCGGGGGGUCCAGAGGCAGCUGACUUCUCCGAUGGACUGUCCUUAGGGUGCAGUGGGGACCCUCAGUGUAGACGAGGGGCUCUCCUAGUUCAAGCUUGCCAGGAUCUCCCCAGUAUCCGCAGCUGCUACCUGGCCCAUUGCUCACCAGCCCGAGCCAGUCUGCUGACCUCCCAAGCCUUGUACCGUGGAGAGCUGCUUCGAGUCUCAAGUCUGCUACUGCCUGUACCUAAGGAGCCACUGCUGCCCACUGACUGGCCCUUCCAGCCCUUGAUACAUCUCUACCACCGAGCUUCAGAUACUCCCUCUGGGCUGCCUUCUGCUGACACUGUAGGUGUCACCAUUCGGGUCUUACAGUGGGUGCUAGUUCUGGAGAGCUGGCGCCCCGAGGUCCUCUGGGCUGUGCCCCCUGCUGCCCGUCUGGCACGUCUCAUGUGUGUGUACCUGGUGGAUAGCGAGCUGUUUCGAGAGACUCCCAUACAGCAUCUGGUGGCAGCUCUUUUAGCUCGGCUCUGUCAGCCCCAAGUCUUGCCAAACCUCAAGCUGGACUGCCCCCUCCCUGGCCUGACCUCUUUUCCUGACCUCUAUGCCAGCUUCUUAGACCACUUUGAGGCCGUCUCUUUUGGAGACCACUUGUUUGGGUCUCUGGUCCUCCUUCCUCUGCAGCGUCGGUUCAGUGUUACCUUGCGCCUUGCCCUCUUUGGAGAGCAUGUGGGAGUAUUGCGAGCACUUGGCCUACCUCUGACUCAGCUACCUGUGCCUCUGGAGUGCUACACAGAGCCUGCUGAAGACAGCCUCCCUCUCCUUCAACUCUACUUCCGGGCCCUGGUGACUGGUACACUCCGUGCACGCUGGUGCCCCAUCCUCUACACUGUAGCUGUGGCUCACGUCAAUAGUUUCAUCUUCUGCCAAGACCCAAAGAGCUCAGAUGAGGUGAAGGCUGCCCGGAGGAGCAUGCUGCAGAGAGCCUGGCUGCUGGCGGAUGAGGGGCUGCGGCAGCAUCUCCUCCACUAUAAGCUGCCCAACUCCAGCCUCCCAGAGGGCUUUGAGUUGUAUUCCCAGUUACCUCGCCUGAGGCAGCAGUACCUUCAGACAUUGCCCGCAGAGGUGCUUCAGAAUGGAGGGUUCAAGACCUAGAGCACUUGCCCCCCAGCUAGAGAUGAGUAUUCUCCUGGGCUUACCAGUGAGCAUCAUGAGAAAAGGAAAACAAGGCUUGCCUUCCUGUGAGCACAUCGUUUGAGCCUUUUUUUAGAACAGAAGGAACUCAUAUUACAUCAUGAUACUGGAGCUCAGGAUCUGGGGGCACUGAGGACUGUGCUAGGAGGGAGGGUGGCUUCCCUGCAGUGGUCCAGGACAGCUCUCCUCACCCGCCUCCAGUCUUCACCAGGCCAGGGUGUGUGAUUACUGUGCUACUCCCUGAAAUAAAUCCUUUUCUAGUCUGA